CCCCCCCCCUACCCCCACACACACACACAUACACUCACUCAUGUCGAUUCGGAAGGUCUUUGUCGGUGGCAACCACAAGUGCAACGGCAGCGUGACGGCGACCUCGUCGCGUGCACGUCUGCUUGCCGAGGCUGCUCCUGAUCUGCCGUCGUCGGAUGAUGUGGACAUUGUCAUUGCUCCGCCUGCGCCGUACAUUCUGACGACAAAGGCUGUGCUCGAUGAGCAUGGCUCGUCUGCUGCGGUGGCUCUCCAGGACGUUGCCAUUGCUCGUGAAGGCGGCGCUCACACCGGAACCGUGGCGGCUGAUAUGGCCGCCGAUCUCGGUGCUGCUUGGGUCAUUGUCGGCCACUCGGAGCGGAGACAUGUCUACGGCGAGUCGGAUGCCCAUACUCGUGCAAAGAUCGCAGCUGUGCUCGAUGCAGACCUCGGCCUCAUCUACUGCGUCGGCGAGACGCUGGAGCAGCGCGAGGGUGGCGAUGCCUUUGGCCCCGUCGCGGCGCAGAUGGCCGCUCUGUUUGACAACCCUGCCCUCGCUACCAAGCCCGAGCUCUGGGCCAACAUUGUCGUCGCUUACGAGCCCGUCUGGGCCAUUGGCACCGGCAAGGUUGCCUCGCCCGAACAGGCUCAGGAGAUCCACACCCAGCUCCGCGCCGCCGUCGCUGCUGCCACCUCGCCCGACAUCGCCGCCGCCGUCCGCAUCAUCUACGGCGGCUCGGUCAAGCUCGCCAACUGUGCCGAGCUCAUCGCCAUGCCCGACAUCGACGGUUUCCUCAUCGGAGGCGCCUCGCUCAAGCCCGAGUUUGUCGACAUCAUCAAGACAGCCGCCGCCGCUGGCGCCUCCGCGUAG
Molecule: messenger RNA, 847 nt
Organism: Thecamonas trahens ATCC 50062
Lineage: Eukaryota; Apusomonadida; Apusomonadidae
Product: triosephosphate isomerase
Exons: 1
Coding region: 41-847 (268 amino acids)
Biological process (GO): gluconeogenesis; glycerol catabolic process; glyceraldehyde-3-phosphate biosynthetic process
Cellular component (GO): cytosol
Molecular function (GO): triose-phosphate isomerase activity
Source: RefSeq, a predicted model, not a curated record